This is a messenger RNA of Perca fluviatilis (European perch), 5196 nucleotides long. It is a transcript of the gene plxna3, whose product is annotated as plexin A3. The record is from RefSeq and is a predicted model, not a curated record. Gene Ontology annotation, molecular function: protein binding; semaphorin receptor activity. NCBI's taxonomy places the organism in Eukaryota, Metazoa, Chordata, Actinopteri, Perciformes, Percidae. Gene Ontology annotation, biological process: regulation of GTPase activity; positive regulation of axonogenesis; regulation of cell migration. Gene Ontology annotation, cellular component: semaphorin receptor complex.
CCAUGCCCCAGUGAAGCUGCCUCUUCAUCAGACCUGCAGCCAGCUCUUCUCUCCUCCUCCCCUCCUCUCCUCCUCCUUCUCCAUCCCUCCAUCCUCUCCUCCUCCUCUCUCUGUCCACCAUGCUCCUCUCCUCUUCCUCUCCUCACCUCCUCUCCCUCCUCCUCUCCCUCCUCCUCCUCUCUUCCCCCCUCCUGUCUGCCCCGGCUCUCCCCCCCCCUCCCUCUGCCUCGCCGGGCAGGGUGGUGUACCGGGCAUUCGAUACCUCCCUCACGCACCUCACCGUCCACCGGAGGACCGGCGAGGUCUUCGUCGGCGCCGUGAACCGCGUGCUGAAGCUGUCGGCCAAUCUGACGGAGCUGAGGAGUCACAUGACCGGACCGGUGGAGGACAACGCCAAGUGUUACCCUCCGCCCAGCGUCAGGGCCUGCGCUCACCGACUGAACUCGUCAGAUAAUGUGAAUAAGCUCUUACUGGUGGAUUAUACUGGGAACAGACUGGUGGCGUGCGGCUCCAUCUGGCAGGGCGUCUGCCAGUUCCUCAGGCUGGAGGAUCUCUUCAAACUGGGGGAGCCGCAUCACCGCAAAGAGCACUACCUGUCUGGAGCCAGAGAGGCUGAUGGGAUGGCAGGUGUGGUCGUUGGCGAGGACGACUGGUCGGCCGACCCGAAGAGGAAGAAGCCUGCGAAGGGCGGCAGCCGCCUCUUCAUCGGCGCCGCCAUCGACGGGAAGUCGGAGUACUUCCCCACGCUGUCCAGCAGGAAGCUGGUGGCCGACGAGGAGAGCGUCAACAUGUUCUCGCUGGUCUACCAGGACGAGUUCGUCUCCUCGCAGAUCAAGAUCCCCUCCGACACGCUGUCCCUCUACCCGGCCUUCGACAUCUACUACGUCUACGGCUUCUCCAGCCGCAGCUACGUCUACUUCCUCACGCUGCAGCUCGACACGCAGCUCACGCAGAUGGACGCCGGCGGCGAGAAGUUCUUCACGUCCAAGAUUGUGCGGAUGUGCUCCAACGACACGGAGUUCUACUCGUACGUGGAGUUCCCGCUGGGCUGCACCAAGGACGGCGUGGAGUACCGGCUGGUGCAGGCCGCCUACAGGCAGAAACCGGGGCGCCGCCUGGCCCAGGCGCUCGGCCUGUCGGAGGACGACGACGUCCUAUUCGUCGUCUUCUCACAGGGUCAGAAGAACCGGUCCAACCCUCCCAGAGAGACCGUCCUCUGUCUGUUCACGCUGCACGACAUCAACCUGGCCAUGAGAGAGAGGAUCCGCUCCUGUUACCGCGGCGAGGGGCGACUCUCGUUGCCCUGGUUACUCAACAAGGAGCUGCCCUGCAUCCACACGCCGAAGCAGAUCGGAGACGAUUUCUGCGGCCUGGUGUUGAACCAGCCGCUCGGAGGCCUGAGGGUCAUCGAGGGGAACCCGCUGUACGAGGACCGCACCGAGGGCAUGGCCGCCGUCGCCGCCUACACCUACGGGGAGCACACGGUGGUCUUCGUGGGGACCCGCAGCGGGCAGCUGAAGAAGAUCCGCGUGGAUGGGAUCACACCGCCGGCCCAGAAUGCUUUGCUGUAUGAGACGGUGACCGUGGUGGAAGGGAAGCCGAUCCUGAGAGAAAUGGUGUUCAGUCCUGACCAUCAGUACAUCUAUCUGCUGAGUGACAAACAGGUGAGCAGACUCCCUGUAGAGAGCUGUGAGCAGUACUCCAGCUGCUCGUCCUGUCUGGGCUCCGGAGACCCCCACUGUGGAUGGUGUGUCCUCUUCAGCAAGACUGUUCUUCCAGGAAGGACGAAGAGCAACAUGGAGGGUUGUCCUCAGAUCAUCCCCACCUCUGACAUCCUGGUCCCGGCCGGGAUGGUCCGUCCAAUCACGCUGCGGGCUCGUAACCUCCCCCAGCCUCAGUCGGGUCAGAAGAACUACGAGUGUGUGUUCAGCAUCCAGGGGAAGGUGCAGCGCAUCCCAGCUGUCCGCUUCAACUCCUCCUGCAUCCAGUGUCAGAACACCUCGUAUUGGUACGAAGGGGACGAGGCUGGAGACCUCCCUGUGGACUUCUCCAUCGUCUGGGACGGAGACUUCUUCAUCGACAAGCCCGCGUCUAUGAAAGCGCUGCUGUAUAAGUGCGAGGCUCAGCGCUCCAGCUGCGGCCAGUGCCUCAAAGCGCCGUCGGCCUUCGAGUGCGGCUGGUGCACCGAGAGCAGGAAGUGCCUCCUGCGCCAGCACUGCCCCGCCGCCGAGCAGAACUGGAUGCACCACGGGCGCCACAACCUGCGCUGCAGCCACCCGCGCAUCACCAAGAUCGACCCUCUGACCGGACCCCGAGAGGGGGGGACGCGGGUGACCAUAGAGGGGGAGAACCUGGGUCUGCAGGUGAAGGAGAUCGCUCACGUUCAGGUGGCCGGAGUCCGCUGCAACCCUGUCCCGGCGCAGUACAUCAGUGCCGAGAGUGAAGCCAUCACUGAUCUCCUCCCUCUUCCUCUCUCUCCCAGACGGACCAAUCGGGAGAUAAUCUGCAUAACUCCCGCCUCCCUGUCGGGCUCUGGCCCCGCCCCCAUCCGCCUGAUGAUUGACAGGGCCGAGGUGACGAGCUCGGAGACCAAAUACGUCUACACCGAGGACCCCACCAUUACCGGCAUCGAGCCCAACUGGACCAUCCUCAAUGGCAGCACGCUGAUAACUGUGACAGGAACCAACCUGCUGACCAUCCAGGAGCCCAAAGUCCGAGCCAAGUACGGAGGAGUGGAAACCAGCAACUUCUGUACGGUGGUCAACGACAGCACCAUGACCUGUUUGGCUCCGGGUCUGGUCUACGGGAAACCCAACCCACCAGAGGGGGCGCUGCGCCCCGACGAGUUUGGCUUCAUCUUUGACCAGGUCUCCUCUCUGCUGGUGCUGAACUCCACCCCCUUCACACACUACCCCAACCCGACCUUUGACCCCCUCGGGAAUUCUGGGAUCCUGGAAGUCAAACCCGGGUCACCCAUCAUCCUCAAGGGUAAGAACCUGAUCCCCGCUGCUCCCGGGACGUCCCGUCUGAACUACACGGUCCUGAUCGGAGAGUCGCCCUGCCUGCUCACCGUGUCCGAGAACCAGCUGCUCUGUGAUUCGCCGGAUCUGACCGGGGAACAGCGAGUCCUGAUCAUAGUCGGAGGUCUGGAGUACUCCCCGGGUACGCUCCAUAUCUACUCCGACAGUGCCCUGACGCUGCCCGCCAUCAUCGGCAUCGGAGCGGGUGGAGGUGUGCUGCUCAUCGCCAUCAUCGCCGUACUGAUCGCCUACAAGAGGAAGACUCGCGACGCCGACCGGACGCUGAAACGCCUCCAGCUGCAGAUGGACAACUUGGAGAGCCGGGUGGCGCUGGAGUGCAAGGAGGCCUUUGCAGAGCUGCAGACAGACAUCCAAGAACUGACCAACGACAUGGACGGAGUGAAGAUCCCCUUCCUGGAGUAUCGGACCUACACCAUGAGAGUCAUGUUCCCCGGAAUAGAAGAGCACCCAGUCCUCAAAGAGCUCGACUCUCCAGCCAACGUAGAGAAAGCUCUGCGUCUCUUCAGCCAGCUGCUCAACAACAAGAUGUUCCUGCUCACGUUCAUCCACACGCUGGAGGCCCAGCGCUCCUUCUCCAUGAGAGACCGAGGGAACGUGGCCUCGCUGCUGAUGGCCGCCCUGCAGGGUCGUAUGGAGUAUGCUACAGUGGUGUUAAAACAGCUGCUGGCCGACCUGAUCGAGAAGAACCUGGAGAACAGAAACCAUCCCAAACUACUGCUGCGGAGGACGGAGUCUGUAGCUGAGAAGAUGCUGACCAACUGGUUCACCUUCCUGCUGCAUCGCUUCCUCAAGGAGUGUGCAGGCGAGCCUCUCUUCAUGCUGUACUGCGCCAUAAAGCAGCAGAUGGAGAAAGGGCCGAUCGACGCCAUCACCGGAGAGGCUCGCUACUCUCUGAGCGAAGACAAGCUCAUCAGACAGCAGAUCGACUACAAACAGCUGACUCUCAUGUGCAUCCCUCCGGAGGGCGAGGCUGGGACGGAGGUGCCGGUGAAGGUGUUGAACUGCGACACGGUGACUCAGGUCAAAGACAAGCUGCUGGACGCCGUUUACAAAGGCAUCCCGUUCUCCCAGAGGCCCCAGGCCGACGACAUGGACCUCGAGUGGCGUCAGGGCCGACUGACCAGGAUCAUCCUGCAGGACGAAGACGUGACCACCAAGAUAGAGAGCGACUGGAAGAGACUCAACACACUGGCACACUACCAGGUAACGGACGGCUCUCUGGUGGCGCUGGUCCAGAAGCAGGUUUCUGCGUACAACAUCGCCAACUCCUUCACCUUCACCAGAUCCCUGAGCAGAUACGAGUCGUUACUUCGAACGUCCAGCAGUCCUGACAGUCUGAGAUCCAGAGCUCCGAUGAUCACCCCGGACCAGGAGACAGGGACUAAACUGUGGCACCUGGUGAAGAACCACGAGCACAGCGACCAGAGAGAAGGAGACCGAGGCAGCAAGAUGGUCUCUGAGAUCUACCUGACCAGACUGCUGGCUACCAAGGGGACGCUGCAGAAGUUUGUGGACGACCUGUUUGAGACGGUGUUCAGCACCGCCCACCGGGGCUCUGCUCUCCCAUUGGCUAUCAAGUACAUGUUCGACUUCCUGGACGAGCAGGCCGACAAACGGCAGAUCAGCGACCCGGACGUCCGACACACCUGGAAGAGCAACUGUCUUCCUCUCAGGUUCUGGGUGAACGUCAUAAAGAAUCCUCAGUUUGUGUUCGACAUCCACAAGAGCAGCAUCACCGACGCCUGUCUGUCGGUGGUCGCCCAGACCUUCAUGGACUCCUGCUCCACGUCCGAACACCGGCUCGGCAAAGACUCUCCGUCCAACAAGCUGCUCUACGCUAAAGACAUCCCCAACUACAAGAGCUGGGUGGAGAGAUACUACAGGGAUAUUGCGAAGCUGCCGAGCAUCAGCGAUCAGGACAUGGACGCCUACCUGGUAGAGCAGUCGCGUCUGCACGGCACCGAGUUCAACACACUGAGCGCGCUCAGUGAGCUCUACUUCUACAUCAACAAGUACAAGGAAGAGAUCCUGACGGCGUUGGACCGGGACGGGUACUGUCGCAAACACAAGCUGAGGCACAAACUGGAGCAAGCCAUCAACCUGAUGUCUGGGAGCAGCUGAGAGGAGGGGAGGGACGGAUGGACUGAUAGAUGGA